Adineta steineri is the source of this 1482-nucleotide messenger RNA. The record is from the annotation of a GenBank genome assembly. NCBI's taxonomy places the organism in Eukaryota, Metazoa, Rotifera, Eurotatoria, Adinetida, Adinetidae.
AUGUCAAAUCCACCAAGCCGUAGUCCAUCAGGAAUUUUAUCUGAACCAAAUAAUGCUUCAGCAUCAACACCUUUCACUGAACAGCCGGAUCUUCCUCUUCUAUACAAAGCUCAUGAUGAUACGAGUUCAAUGAUAUCUCAUUUGGAUGAAAACAAUGAGAAUGAAGCUGUUGCGCCAUUGGUUUCUUCAAUUUAUGGUGAACAAAACGAGAAUAAAACAACAAAACUAGAAACUUUAAUGCAUAUAAUCAAAGGUAAUAUUGGAGCUGGUAUUCUUGCAUUUCCUUAUGCAUUAUCAAAAGCUGGAAUACUCUUUGGACCUAUUGCUUUUUGGAUUAUGGGUGCAAUGACAUUAUAUUGUAUGCAUCAACUUCUUCGAUGUCAUAGUCAUUAUCAAUAUCGUAUAUCACGACAAAAAUGUGAUUUUGGAGAUAUUAUGCGAUAUACAUUAGCAACAUGUCGCUGGAGAUGUGUACAUCGUUAUGCAAAGCUGGGAAAAUUUAUUAUUGAUGGUUUUAUUGUUGUAACACAACUUGGAUUUUGCGCAGUGUACUUCGUAUUUGUACCAGCUAGUAUUAAACAGGUUGUCGAUCAUUAUUUCGUUCAUAAUCUACCGAUUCAAGUUUAUCAAUUUAUAAUGUUAUUACUUGUCAUUGGUUUUUCAUUCAUUCGAAGUCUCAAAGUACUUGCACCAAUUUCACUUGCUGCUAAUAUAAUUACUAUUGGAGGAUUAAUUGUAAUUAUGCAGUAUGUUGUUCAAGAUCACAUUCCACUUAAACAGUUGCCUCUUAUAACACCACCAUCAGAAUGGCCAGUAUUUUUUGCAGCUGCAAUGUAUGUAUUCGAAGGAAUUGGUCUGGUUUUACCAAUUCAACAAAAAAUGAAAGAACCAGAAUCUUAUGGUGGAGUGACUGGAGUACUUAAUAUAGGCAUAAUUAUCGUUACUACUCUAUAUUUUUUCGUUGGAUUUUUUGGCUAUAUUCGAUAUGGAUCUGAUGCACUUGGUUCGAUUACACUUAAUUUACCGAAUGAUAAUAUAGUAUAUCAAAUUACUAAAAUUAUGUAUGCUGUAGCAGUAUUUUUAACAUACAAUUUACAAUUUUAUGUUCCAUUUUCACUCCUAUGGCCACGUUUAUGUCGUAAAGUUUUUUAUCGAUACGGUGAAAUAACAGUCGAAAAAUGUGAACAUGCCUUUCGAAUUGGUCUUAUUCUUAUUACAUUUAUUAUCGCUGCAUUGAUUCCUAACCUUGGCCUUGUCAUAUCUUUAGUCGGAGCUGUAGCAUCUACAGCAUUAUCAGUUAUAUUUCCUCCAAUAUGUGAAUCAAUAACAUUUUGGCCUGAUGGUCUUGGUCGUUAUAAAUGGCAAUUAAUGUUAAAUUUAUUAAUAAUUAGUUUUGGUUUAUAUGUAUUUAUUGCUGGUACAACUCUUAGUGUAUCAAAUAUAAUUGCUUGCAUUCGUGAUGGAGCUCGGUGUGACGAUUAA